Molecule: messenger RNA, 282 nt
Organism: Aegilops tauschii subsp. strangulata
Lineage: Eukaryota; Viridiplantae; Streptophyta; Magnoliopsida; Poales; Poaceae
Source: RefSeq, a predicted model, not a curated record
AUGGAUCGAACGUUUCUUUUUUCCACCUUCGUCAUCGCGCAGGCGUUCCUGUCGAUGCUCUGCGCCUUCAAGUUCGGCAUCUUCCUCUUCUUCGCCACCUGGAUCACGGUCAUGACCAUGUUCGUCUAUGUUUUCCUGCCGGAGACCAAGGGCGUGCCCAUCGAGGAGAUGGUGCUGCUGUGGAGGAAGCACUGGUUCUGGAAGAAGGUGAUGCCGGACAUGCCGCUCAAGGACGGGUGUGGAGAAGGGGACGGUGGGCGUGCUGACAAUAAGGGCCACUAG